Callithrix jacchus (white-tufted-ear marmoset) is the source of this 814-nucleotide messenger RNA. It is a transcript of the gene MRPS14, whose product is annotated as mitochondrial ribosomal protein S14. Gene Ontology annotation, molecular function: structural constituent of ribosome. Gene Ontology annotation, cellular component: ribosome; mitochondrial small ribosomal subunit. NCBI's taxonomy places the organism in Eukaryota, Metazoa, Chordata, Mammalia, Primates, Cebidae. The record is from RefSeq and is a predicted model, not a curated record. Gene Ontology annotation, biological process: translation.
CGUCAUUCGGCUGUGUCAAUAAAGUUGCAGCGCUUUGUAGUUUGCAACGGACAACAUGGCGGCCUCUGUACUGGGCUCGGUGCUGCGGACGUUCAAGCAGAUCCUUGAGAAAUCGCCACACUGUCUUCCACAAUGGUUGAACUAAUUUACACUCCCACCAACAGUGUAAAAUUGUUCCUAUUUCUCAACAUCUUCACCAGCAUCUGUUGUCUCCUGAUUUUUUAAUGAUCGCCAUUCUAUCUGGCAUGAGGUGGUAUCUCAAUAUGGUUCCUUCAUCAGCUUCAGGCCAAGUUCGAGGUUACUAUGUAGACUGGAGAAUGUGGCGUGAUGUGAAGAGACGAAAAAUGGCCUAUGAAUACGCAGAUGAGAGACUACGUGUUAAUUCACUCAGGAAGAAUACCAUUUUGCCAAAACUUCUACAGGACGUAGCUGAUGAAGAAAUUGCUGCCUUCCCCCGGGAUAGCUGUCCCGUUAGAAUCAGAAAUCGGUGUGUUAUGACGUCCCGUCCGCGUGGUGUGAAGCGGCGCUGGAGGCUUAGUCGUAUCGUCUUCCGUCACUUAGCAGACCAUGGACAACUUUCUGGGGUCCAGCGAGCGAUGUGGUAAAUGAGCUCCAGAACCUACUGAACUUGCAGGAGAAAAGACGUAUUUAAUAGACCCAACCCUGAUCUUGACAUGGGCCCAGUAUGGUAGUUUAGUCUACCUGAUGCUAUCCAUAAACUACUUUUAAAAUGAAGGAAUUUGGGUGUUUCAUGUCAGUGAAUUAUCUUUUCUCUUGGACUUAAUAAACAUACUGUUCCCAUACAUAGUGCAAA